AUGAGCGUCGACAUAGACACCAAUAACAACAAGUCAGGCGUGCGAUACGACAGACUAAAACUAGUUGGCCAACGAGCAGUAGAGAGAGUGCUAAACAAGUCAUUGACCGCUGACCAAGUCAACUCCUGCUACAAGGACAUUGCCAACACAGAGUUGGGUCCCGAAGUGUUGAACAUCGGCACGAGCCAACUACGCACGUACUUGAACGAGGAAGCUUUGGCUGAAUUUGACCAGAUUUACGAAGAAAAUGACUUGUUUGUGAAACUUAAUGAACUAGAUGAAAUUAUCGAGGCGGCUCAGUCGAGGGAAGUUGAGAAAUCAGAGGCUCCCGAGUCUCAGCCGGUGUUUUUCGACCAUCUCUCGCCUUCUCAAGUGAUUGACGCCAUCACGGUUAGUAAGAGCGAGGGCGUCCUAAGCCGGAUGAGGGAGGUUUAUUUCAAGCUCGUUUCGGAGAAUGACGAGUUGGCGGAAACGUUGCGUGGUUUUAGAGAUCAUGCCGAUAGUGUCAGCUCCGACAUUCAAAAUCUUUUGGGGCUCAUAAAAGACCAAGCCGAUUCCGUACAGGCUGGACCCGUGGACAUUGACGACAUCCUUCAACUCAAAGACAGUGAAUCUAAUCAAUAA
Lodderomyces beijingensis is the source of this 624-nucleotide messenger RNA. The record is from the annotation of a GenBank genome assembly. NCBI's taxonomy places the organism in Eukaryota, Fungi, Ascomycota, Pichiomycetes, Serinales, Debaryomycetaceae.